Scylla paramamosain (green mud crab) is the source of this 1064-nucleotide messenger RNA. RefSeq lists its product as uncharacterized. The coding region runs from base 136 to 447 and encodes 103 amino acids. The transcript is spliced from 2 exons. Lineage: Eukaryota; Metazoa; Arthropoda; Malacostraca; Decapoda; Portunidae. The record is from RefSeq and is a predicted model, not a curated record.
CCGAAUCCCGCACAACAACACCACCUCAAACCAGGAGUUUUUAGAGAGACAGUAACUGAUGUUGGUGAAGGACGCAGUCACGGUCCACUCAGCUGUUUGGCACUCGAUUGUCACCCCCUGGAAUUGCAGUGAUGGAUGCAGCUCCAGUUGGAGAGUGUGCAGAAAAGGGCGUGCAGGGUCAUCCUUGGCCCUGCAUACACCACCUGUGAAGAAGUCCUGACCACCCUGAGUCUGUCCAGGCUAUCCACCAGGCACCGAGAGGCUCUGGAGAAGUUUGGAAGGGGACUGCUGCAUCAUCCACGCCUCCGACACAUGCUGCCGCCUGACGCGCCUCGCCCGGUCCGUGCCACCAGACACCACAACAAGAUAACGCCCCUGAAGGCGCCGCGCACGGACCGGUACAGACUCAGCGAGAUUCCCACCAUGGUGCGACCCAUCAAUCAAUAGUACUUCCCUUCUAGAUUAGACUUACCUUUAGGAUUAAUGUUAAGUAUUUCCCCACCCCCUCUCUACAUUUUCACUUCGUUAACUGCCUAAAUAAUAAACCGUUUAUUAUUAUUAUUAUUAUUAUUAUUACACACUCACACACCAUAUCUCCCCAUCAGCUUAGUAAUGUAGUAGUGCUGGUGGUGGUAGAAGUUGUAGCAGAAGUAGUAGUAGUAGUAGUAGUAGUAGUAGUAGUAGUAGUAGUAGUAGUAGUAGUAGUAGUAGUAGUUGUAGUAGUUAUAGUAGUAGUAGUAGUAGUAGUAGUAGUAGUAGUAGUAGUAGUAGUAGAAGUAGUAGUAGAUGUAGUAGUAGUAGUGUUUGCUGUUGUUGUUUUUAUGUAGGAGGGACACCGGCCAAGGGCAACAAAACUGCAAUAAUAAAAAUAAUAAUAAAAAAAAUAAAUAAAAAAAAAGCAUUGAGGUGCCGGUCCCAGAAUAAAGUCCAAAGUGAUCAUCAGAAAUUGAAGGAUAAGUGUGCUGAAACCUCCCUCGUGAAGGAAUUCAAGGCACAGGAAGGUGAAAACACAAAUGCAGGCAGGGAGUUCCAGAAUUUACCAGAGAAAGGGAUGAGCGAUUGAG